CUCUGCUGCGCUGUGAGGAGCAGCAGCUCCCAGCCAACUUUAGCUGCUGUUUGAUGCACCUUUUUUCCCCUCCCUCCUCUAUCCAAGCUUUCAGAGCUACGCUGAGCCACAAAGCAUCAAACAUACAGUCCAGAUUAUAAAAGAUGGCAGAUAGACUUCAAAUGGACCCCUCUACUGGAGGAAGUCCAGUACUCUGAAAAGCUGAAUAAGAGGUUUUUUUUUAGUUUUUUUUUUUUUUUCAGUGUCUGGGGCUGAGAUACUGCUGCAAGGGUGUCCAGGCUGGGGUGGGAGGAUGGGGGGGAGAACUCACUGUAAAUCCAGAGGAUGGCAGAGUUCAAAAAGGAGAUGAGAAGAGCACAGUGGAGGAGGUUUGUGUGUGGAACUUAAAAGGUUGCAGAGAACUUUUUUUUUUUUUUUUUUUUUGCUAAGCCUCACUUUGCACGCUUGGACUGGAGCUGACAAUGAAGAUGAGCAUGGUAAAUCUCGCCCAACACUUCUUACAUCUCAGUGUCUGCUGAGAUCAGGAGUGCAGAUGGAUCAGCUGGGACAGGUUUCCCAGGCAGAGUUUCUGAUUUAAACUUCCAACUGAAACUGAUGGAGAACGGAGGUGUUUUUAUGCCAGCUGCUGACAUGCAUUCAGAAGCCCCUGCGAUGUGGAUGGACUCACCUUCAGGGAAACUCUGAGACCUGGAUGAGCAGCGGAGCGUAGGCGGGGAGUGUUUUAGUGAAGAAGAGAAACAAUGAACCUGUUACGGCGUGGGAUCAGACUGACUUUGUGCUUUUAACCCAGCUGCAGCGCCCCCUCCCCUCACCCCAUGUCACAUCCUUCCCUGAAUUAUGGAAAUUUUGUGGAAGAUAAUGACUUGGACUCUGAGCCUUGUGGUGAUGGCUGCUUCUGAAUUUCAAAGACUUUCGCACAGCUCUCAAGAGGAGUUCAUGUCUUACCUGGAGCACUACCAGCUGACAGUCCCGGUGCGGGUGGAUGAGAAUGGGAACUUCCUGAGUUACGCUGUGAAGCACCAGCGGCCGGGCCGUCGGAGACGUGCUCUGGGGGACACCGCAGUAGAUCCCUCAGAGUCUCGGAUCUUUUACAGAUUGUCAGCGUACGGGAAGCACUUUCACUUAAACCUGACACUUAACCCCAACUUGGUGUCAAAACAUUUCACAGUGGAGUACUGGGGUAAAGAAGGGCCAGAGUGGCGUCAUAAUAUGGUUGAUAACUGUCACUAUGUUGGAUUCCUGCAAAACCAGCACAGCACAACCAGAGUGGCGCUCAGCAACUGCAAAGGCCUGCAUGGUGUCAUAACAACGGAGGAAGAACAGUAUUUAAUAGAGCCUUUAAAGAACACUUCCUCCACCACCUCCAGUGAAUGGAACCUGGAAGGAGCUCAGCAACAUGUUAUUUAUAAAACGUCUGCCAUCCCCUCACCGCAAGAGCAAAGCCAGGAGUUCAGCUGUGGCAUUUCAGACCUCAUGAAAAGCAACGUACCUUGCCAAUUUGGAACACCCUCCCCUGUUCACUUGUCCCCUGUCCCUCAAAACGUCAGCGAGCAGUCGAAAGGCGCGCACAGGCAGAGGAGGUCGGUCAGCUCUGAGCGCUUCGUGGAGACGCUCGUGGUUGCCGAUAAGAUGAUGGUCGGCUACCACGGCCGCAAAGAUAUUGAGCACUACAUCUUGUCUGUGAUGAAUAUUGUUGCCAAACUGUACCGUGAUUCCAGCCUGGGAAAUGUUGUGAACAUUAUUGUGACCCGUCUAAUUGUUCUUACUGAAGAUCAGCCAAACCUGGAAAUUAAUCAUCAUGCUGACAAGUCUCUGGACAGUUUCUGUAAGUGGCAAAAGUCCAUCCUGUCUCAUCACCGCAGUGGGAACAGUAUUCCAGAGAAUGGAAUGGCUCAUCACGACAAUGCUGUCCUAAUCACCCGGUACGAUAUCUGCACCUACAAGAACAAACCCUGUGGGACUUUAGGCUUGGCCUCAGUAGCUGGAAUGUGUGAGCCGGAGAGAAGCUGCAGCAUCAACGAAGACAUCGGCCUUGGCUCAGCGUUCACCAUUGCACACGAGAUAGGCCACAAUUUUGGGAUGAACCACGAUGGGAUCGGCAACACCUGCGGCACCAAAGGCCAUGAAACAGCCAAGCUGAUGGCCGCUCACAUAACAGCCAACACCAACCCUUUCUCCUGGUCUGCCUGCAGCAAAGACUACAUCACCAGCUUUCUCGACUCAGGUCGGGGAACGUGUCUGGACAAUGAGCCCCCAAAACGAGAUUUCCUGUAUCCAACCAUGGCCCCGGGGCAGGUGUACGAUGCAGACGAGCAGUGCCGCUUCCAGUACGGAACAUCCUCGCGUCAGUGCAAGUAUGGGGAAGUGUGUAGAGAGCUCUGGUGCCUUAGCAAAAGCAACCGCUGUGUAACUAACAGUAUCCCAGCUGCAGAAGGGACCCUGUGCCAGACUGGCAGCAUUGAGAAAGGGUGGUGCUACCAAGGAGAAUGUGUUGCGUUUGGCAGUUGGCCUCAGAGUGCAGAUGGAGACUGGGGGCCGUGGUCUUUAUGGGGAGAGUGCAGCAGGACCUGUGGAGGAGGUGUUUCGUCCUCCAUGAGGCACUGUGACAGCCCAGCCCCAUCUGGAGGCGGAAAGUACUGUCUUGGAGAGAGAAAACGAUACAGAUCCUGUAACAUUGAUGCAUGCCCAGCUGGAUCUCAGGAUUUCAGAGAGAAGCAGUGCGCAGAUUUUGAUAACAUGCCUUUCCGUGGGAAGUAUUACAACUGGAAGCCUUACACUGGUGGCAGUGUGAAACCUUGCGCAUUGAACUGCUUGGCAGAGGGCUAUAACUUCUACACCGAGCGCUCCCCUGCUGUCGUUGACGGGACCCGAUGUCACGCUGACUCUCUGGACAUAUGCAUCAAUGGGGAGUGUAAGCAUGUGGGCUGCGACAACAUCCUGGGCUCUGGCGCUAAAGAAGAUCGAUGUCGUGUGUGCGGAGGGGACGGCAGCACCUGUGAGGCCACAGAGGGGCUCUUCAAUGAGUCUCUGCCUAGAGGAGGUUACAUGGAUGUGGUGCAGAUCCCGAAAGGAUCAGUUCACAUUGAGAUUAGAGAAGUUGCCAUGUCAAAGAACUACAUAGCUCUAAAAUCUGAAGAGGAUGAUUACUUCAUCAACGGAGCCUGGACCAUUGACUGGCCCAGGAAGUUUGACAUCGCAGGGACGGCCUUCCACUACAGGAGACCUACCGAUGAACCCGAGUCCUUGGAGGCGCUGGGACCUACCACUGAAAACCUCUUUGUUAUGGUUCUCCUUCAAGAGCAGAACCUUGGAAUACGCUACAAGUUUAAUGUUCCCAUCCACCGGACAGGGAGCGGUGACAACGAGGUAGGCUUCGCCUGGCACCACCUGCCAUGGUCCGAGUGCUCAGCUACUUGUGCUGGUGGCAGCCAGAAGCAAGAGGUGGUGUGUAAGAGGCUCGACGACAACUCAGUGGUGCAGAACAGCUACUGUGAGACAGGCAGCAAACCACCGGAAAACCUGAGGGACUGCAACACCGAGCCGUGUCCCCCAGAGUGGUUUAUUGGUGACUGGUCAGAGUGCGGAAAGACGUGUGACGGUGGGACACGGACCAGGACUGUCCUGUGUAUCAGGAAGAUUGGCCCUGCUGAGGAGGAGACCCUGGAGGACACCUUCUGCCUUACGCAUCGGCCUAUUGAAAGAGAGUCUUGCAAUAAUCAGUCCUGUCCCCCAAAGUGGGUAACUCUGGAAUGGUCAGAGUGUAUACCUAAGUGUGGCCCAGGUUUCAAGCAUCGCAUUGCCUUGUGCAAGAGCAGCGAUCUGACCAAAACCUUCCCGCCGACCCAUUGCCCGAGCCACAACAAACCUCCGGUCCGAAUGCGCUGCAGCUUAGGGCGAUGUCCUCCUCCCCGCUGGAUCCCUGGUGACUGGGGACAGUGUUCAGCUCAGUGCGGCCUGGGCCAGCAGAUGAGGACGGUCACCUGUCUGUCCUAUACUGGACAGCCAUCAAAUGAGUGUCCAGAAUCCCUCCGGCCUGCCACCAUGCAGCAGUGUGAGAGCAAAUGUGACGCCAUCCCAAACUCCAACAGCGAUGAAUGCAAAGAUGUAAACAAGGUGGCGUACUGCCCUCUGGUCCUCAAGUUCAAGUUCUGCAGCAGAGGAUACUUCAGACAGAUGUGUUGCAAGACCUGCCAGGGGCACUGACCAAGGAAUGGUGCUUAUAAAGAACAGGAGAUGGAUACAAAGGCAAAGAAGAUGGAGGGAUAAAGCACUUAAAUGGUGUACAAAAAAUAAAAUGAGGCAGGCUGAAACAAAAAAAAAAAAACUCCUCGCUCAGUUCUUAAAGGUAAAAAGAAGAAAAAGAGCCCAGAGCUGCUGCCCA
Messenger RNA from Cyprinodon tularosa, 4381 nucleotides. RefSeq names its product ADAM metallopeptidase with thrombospondin type 1 motif, 6 (gene adamts6). Gene Ontology annotation, biological process: extracellular matrix organization; proteolysis. The coding region runs from base 838 to 4203 and encodes 1121 amino acids. Gene Ontology annotation, molecular function: metalloendopeptidase activity. The record is from RefSeq and is a predicted model, not a curated record. The transcript has 25 exons. Gene Ontology annotation, cellular component: extracellular matrix. NCBI's taxonomy places the organism in Eukaryota, Metazoa, Chordata, Actinopteri, Cyprinodontiformes, Cyprinodontidae.